GACUCUCCGGUGCUCGGUGGGGGGAGGGGGGCACCUCUACCAGGCUAGAUCCCGGGCGGUGCCAGCUCUGCCAGCAAGAUGGUGUCGUGGAUCAUUUCUAAGGCCGUGGUGCUGGUGUUUGGGAUGAUGUACCCAGCAUAUAAUUCUUACAAGGCUGUGAAGACGAAAAAUGUGAAAGAAUAUGUACGGUGGAUGAUGUAUUGGAUUGUAUUUGCCCUUUACACUGUAACAGAAACAUUAGCUGACUUAACAAUCUCAUGGUUCCCUUUGUAUUAUGAGCUGAAGAUUGCCUUCGUUAUAUGGUUAUUAUCGCCUUAUACUAGAGGGGCCAGCUUGUUGUAUAGGAAGUUUUUACACCCUCUACUUUCUUCAAAGGAAAGGGAGAUUGAUGAUUACAUCGUACAAGCCAAGGAAAAGGGCUAUGAAACCAUGGUGAACUUUGGCAAGCAAGGCUUGAAUCUAGCUGCAACUGCUGCUGUGACUGCUGCUGUGAAGAGCCAGGGGGCCAUUACAGAACGCUUACGAAGCUUCAGUAUGCACGAUCUAACCGCGAUACAAGGGGAUGAAGCCGUGGGGGGCAGAUCCUUUCCGCCCCUGCAAGAAGUACAAAAGAAGUCGAAAACCAUGUCCAGUGAAACCCCAGGACUUGGCUCAUUAAGAAAAGAUUCUGGAGAUGACAAUACAGAUGAGGAAACAGAGGGGGCACAUUCAGAGGAUGAAACCUAUUCUCAGAAGGGACUUCGGAGGUCACAGAGCAUGAGAUCUGUUAAGGUUGUAAAAGGCCGCAAGGAGGUGCGAUAUGGAUCACUGAAGCAUAAAGUCAAGAAGAGGCCACAAGUUUAUUUUUGAUCGGUCAUAUGGAAUCUCCUGAAUUGACCUUCUGCAAUAAGAGUUCUUUAUGUGACAUACUGUACAUUUUAGAACCUUCAUUAAGGUUCUAGUGAAUGGAUAUAUUGUCAUAAGUAUAUUGUUUAUGUUCUGAGGAACGUUUUGUAGCUUCAUCUACCCAACUACUGGGAGUAGCUAUCUUCUCAAAUACACGACACAUGUUGGUGUAGGUGGUUAUUUACCUCUUAAUAUCUAAUAUCUAAAAAUGGCUGUAUUACACCAUGGAAGGUAGGAAAAACUGGACCACCUCAUCUGGGCUUUUAAUAGUUUUAUGCAAAAGCAUUUCUCUUACAUAAAGUGUUUGUUCCACACUAACAGUGGUGUCUUGAAGCUGCCACUGAAUUUCUAUACAGUGUUAUUCAAUCAAUUUUUAAAUGAGCUCUUUACAUAUUUGUCUUCCAAGUAUUAUAAAAAAGAAUAAACAAGGCAUUUUAAAGCA
Molecule: messenger RNA, 1327 nt
Organism: Rana temporaria (common frog)
Lineage: Eukaryota; Metazoa; Chordata; Amphibia; Anura; Ranidae
Gene: REEP3
Product: receptor accessory protein 3
Exons: 8
Coding region: 79-849 (256 amino acids)
Biological process (GO): endoplasmic reticulum tubular network organization
Cellular component (GO): cytoplasmic microtubule; endoplasmic reticulum tubular network; endoplasmic reticulum membrane
Molecular function (GO): microtubule binding
Source: RefSeq, a predicted model, not a curated record